This is a messenger RNA of Talaromyces amestolkiae, 2724 nucleotides long. RefSeq lists its product as uncharacterized. NCBI's taxonomy places the organism in Eukaryota, Fungi, Ascomycota, Eurotiomycetes, Eurotiales, Trichocomaceae. Bases 1 to 2724 code for a protein of 907 amino acids. The record is from RefSeq and is a predicted model, not a curated record. Gene Ontology annotation, molecular function: protein binding. The transcript has a single exon.
AUGCAGUCUACAACUCACAAUGGCCAGGAUUUAUGGCAGAGAGCUUUCGAUUCUCUUCCAGAAUCUCUCCAAGGGACCCUUAAGCAAGCAAACGACUGGAAACUUGACAAGCUCCACGCAGCACUCAAGGUUGCGGAGGACAAGCGACAGCUCUCUUUUAAGAAGCGAUGGAAGAAGAAGCGGCCGGGGGGCGGCGAAGAUAUCAUCAUAAGAGAUAUAAUGGAGAAGAUCGUCCAGUGGAUUCGUCGUUUUCGGGAUGUUGGGGAUGUAAUCGUUCAGUACGAUCCUGGAUAUUCUGCUUUGCCUUGGGCGGCAGUACGCUUUUUGCUACAAAGCGCUAUAAAUGAUAUAGAUGUUCACACUGCAAUGGUCGAAGAUCUUGAGAUGGUAACGAGACUGUUAGCGCGAUAUGACCAAGUUGAACGGCACUACCUCGCGCAGUUUGGUAAUUUAUAUGAUCAGUUUAGCGACACUAUUGUCGCUGUCUACGCCGCUGUGCUCGACUUAUUGGGCAAAGCUGUCGAAUACUUUAAGGAAACGGCUGCUGAUAGGUUCUUCAAGGCUCCUUUUAGAUCGGUCAACGAGGGCAGCAGAGACCAGAUCUUGGCAAAAGAUGCAGAAUUAGUCAAGCUUGCAAGCUUAGCCGACGCUGAUAGACUGGCAAAUAUUGAGACGCAAGUGCUUCGUAUGGCUGAUCUCUCGCUUGUGGCUCUGAAGCAGGUCGGGGAAAAUUUGUAUGUGGAUGUGCUUCGCUGGAUCUCUACCCUCGAGUAUCCGCGUUACCAUGCCGAUCAUAGUACCGCAAGGUCUCUAGGUACAUGCCAAUGGCUCUUGCAGCACUCCGAAUUCCUAACGUGGGAAUCGAGCAGUACUUGCUCACUGUUCCUGUUAUAUGGUAUACCAGGUUGUGGUAAGACCAAACUGAGCUCGGCCGUCAUCGAUAGGUAUCUAGAAGCGGCGGUGAAAAACCCAAACUCGGUACCCGUUGCGUACUUCUACUGCUGUGACUCUCAUGCUGAAGAGGAAAGACGUACGACAAAUGGCUUGCUAAGGUCGCUUGCGCGGCAGCUUAUCGCGUUCCAUUCUCAAGGGCCCUCGAUUCACAGUGCGGCCAUGAGUCUGUACGGGCGCUUGACCGAUGAGGCGAAGGAACAAGGAUUUUUAGCAAAGAGCCCAAACACGGCCGAAUGUAUCGAUCUGAUUCUCGCCGUUGUCGAUGACAAUCCAGUUACUAUCAUCAUAGAUGCCAUUGAUGAACUAGACCACCCGAAGGAAGUUAUGGACGCUCUUCAGAUCAUUACGCAGAAGGCAGGCAACGUCGUAAAGAUAUUCGUCACGACUCGGGAAAGCGCAAGUAUAAUGACAAUACUUUCCACUCAGCAUAAGAUCCGAGUUACAGCAGAGACAAACAACGCUGAUAUGAGACGCGUUACUACAGAGGCGGUCGAUAAGGCUGUCAACAAUUGCGAGUUGCUCAGUGGUAGAAUAUCGCAGUCACUGAAGGAUGAAAUCAUCGAUGUUUUGGCCUCAUCUGCUGGAGAGAUGUUUCUUUUGAUCAAAUUUCAGUUGUUACGACUAAGUAAUUUUGAACAUGAGGAUGACGUGCUCGCUGGAAUGGCGAACCUCGCAGACUCCACUCUGGAAGCUUUGUAUAAGGAAGCGUACGACACAAUCCUCAAGGCCGGUGACACAGCUAGAGACAUUGCGAUUCACGUUUUCUCUUGGCUACUUUAUGCACAAGAAGAACUAACUCUAGAUGCACUUGUUGUGGCUAUCAAGAAAAAGCAAGUGAGUAUUGAUCGCAUUCUUGCCAUUUGCCGCGGCUUUGUGUAUUUCGAUGGUCAGUCGAAAGUAAUUCGAGUCGUGCAUCACUCAGUGCAAGAGUUUCUGCGCUUGCAACAGGCCUUACAGGUAGAUAAGGCUCAAGAACUUUUAGCAAUGAGCUGCCUGAGUAUUUGUCAGGACCCACCGGGGGAGGAUGUCACGAAAUUGAAACCUUCCGAUAGAUUUUAUGAUUAUGCCGCACUUUACUAUGGUAAUCACUGCUACGCUGCACAGUCAUCUGAUCAGCAUGAACUACUAUUUGAUGAGCUGGAAGACUUUCUCUUUGGCAGCGACUCGCCAUAUUCGCCGGCAAGACUCUGGCUGGAUAGCGUCAAAACUGCCUAUGACUCUUUGCCUAACGAACAUCCGCAGAAGACUGCGAUGGAGCUAGUCUCCGCCGAGGAAUGCGCUCCUUUGUUUGUCAUUUGCACGUUUGGUCUAACUAAAGUGCUGCAACGCCAUCCGUGGCCUGUAGACUUUGACUGGGACCAGCAGAAUGAUUACGGUCACACGGCACUCUAUGCAGCAUGUUAUAAUGGCCACACUGAUGUUGCAGCAUUUUUGAUCGAUCGGGGUGCGAGUGUCAAUAUUCAAUGCGGUAGACUCGGAUCUGCUUUACACUGCGCGGCUUUUCGUGGGAAGUUUGAUAUCGUGAAAAUGCUUAUUGACCGCGGCGCCGAUCUUAGGUUUGGGGGGAAAUUCGAUAGCGCCGUACAUGCAGCUUGCCGGGGCAACCACGAAGAGAUUGCUCUCGCAAUCCUAGACAAGGAUGUUAUACUUUCACUUGCCGAGUUUGAUUCGAUCUUGGAGGCAGUCUUGGRGGUUGGUUUCCCGSGAGCCACUGAAAAGCUGUACAACCUCCCUUGGCGGAAUGCCCCGACCCCAAACAUGGGUAAGUGA